AUGACGCGUAUCAACGCCAUCUCGACUUCCCAACUGAGGUUCCACUACACCCUUCUGUUUCUCAAGACUACCUUGGUAAAAUCUAUCACGAUGGCAUGCGCUGAUCUUUCCUUCAUCAAGCUGAAAAAAGCUAUGAGCACCUUCGCUGAUCUGCCAACCGAGAUGGUUCAAAACGUGUUCGAAUUCGUACGCCAGAGGCCCGACCAACGCGCCGUCUGUCUGGUUAGUCGCUUAUGGAGAAAGAACAUGGCACCUGUGAUGUGGAAAAAGCUCGAAACCAACUUGACAUCGCCUGGUAGCGGCUCUUUGAAAACGUUACUGGAACCGAAUUCCAAUAUCUUGCCCCACGUACGAGAACUGAAGAUAUGCAGCCUGACGUUUGUGCAUGACAUGGAAGAUCGUCUGAGGCUGUUAAUAGCAGCGCUUCCACGCGACAAACUUCGUGCGAUUCACUGCACCUACUACAUCGGGGACUUGACCUUCCAGCAGUUGUUGCUUUCGCAACGCAAACUCGAAAGCAUCCAAGUCGCUACUGCGUUUACGCAUCUGAGCCAGGAAGGCGACCCUUACUUUCUGUCUUACGACUAUCACUCAUGGACAGCCUCCAUGAUGUCCGAAGUGAAGCAGAUACAAUUUGAUCACAGUGUGGAGGAGGAUGGACAACCCGAGAAGACCUUCAGAAUCUUGCGAGCAGCCUUCGAUGCAUGUCCAAAACUAGAAGACCUCAUAUUCAUCGACUCAAGGACGUUCCCAGACUCAUUACAGGAUAUACUCUCCUACGCAAUUGGAGGUCAACUAUUCUUCCAACUCACAUCUGUCACCUUCGAAUCGUUGAAUCUCGUGCCACACGGUUCACAGCCAUUCUGUCACAACUUUAACGUCACGAAGUUGCAGAAGAUGAAUAUCAUGUCAUGCGAAAAUGUUAUUCAAUUCCUGGACAGCCUGACCAAGUCGUACUCUGGAACGUCUGGGGCGCUGAAGGUGCUAUCAAUGCAGCUGCUAGAAGAUGAUCCUACGCCAGUGGAAACUAUCAGCUCCGUUGAGGGAUUCCUCAAAGCCUGUCCCAAACUCAAGGACCUCUCUCUAGAACUUGCCACAUGCCCCCUUGUAGGCAAAGACUUUCUCUUGUCUCACGCGGACACACUGCGUUCGCUUGUCGUUAGCACCUUGGGGCCUGAGCAGCGCGUAUACUCAAAACAGGGUCUAGGUAGCAUCUUAAAGGCCUGCAAGAGGCUUAGAUGUCUUGCGAUCAACUUUCCGCGGAUCAGGCUGGGGUCUGUCACCAAGCCAGGUCGAGAUCUGCACUUCAAUGAAAGUGAAGAGGGCUCCGAGGGCCUUCUGGCUCUGAUUUCGCGAUACUCUUCGCUCCACACUCUUGGAAUGCUCAACUUGCCUGAGCUCACAUUCGACUACUACGCGAACGACCACCGAACUCUCGCAAUGGCGUCCGAUCAAGUCAUCCUUCAGUCCUACAAUUCAGCCAUGCAGAGCUUUGCCAACCAAGUCUUUCGCUACAUGGCGCAGCACGGCACAUCUCUAAACGUCUUUCACGUCGAAGCUGAGAGUAUGUCUGGAAAUCCAGCAGACACGACCGUUGUUCCAUUAUUUCACAGGUGGCGUGAUUUCACUUACAUCGGCGGACAUAUCCAAGGCGGAUCUGGCAUUCAUGUAGCAGUGCACGUGCCAUUGAAAGCUGCGUACAGAGAGUUUCCCGAUAACUUCAUCAUACAGAACUUUGCCAGAAGAUCAUAUAUUUUCUCUUCUCGACAAGAGCAGCAAGCUCCCCAUCGACACUGCACCUGCCUAUUCCCACACCCAUCGAUGGCGCCUACUACGUUCUCCGAUCUGCCACCUGAGAUGGUCAGGAAUGUGUUCGCUUUCGUGCGACAGAAACCUGACCAAGGCGCGAUCUGCCUUGUCAGUCGCGCAUGGAAAGACCAUAUGGCACCCAUGAUGUGGGAGGACUUUGAGACCGACUUGGACACCGUAUCCCCUCAAUCUAUGUUUCCAUUCGCCCUCUUGACCACUCCGCCGCUAACAGAUUUCCAGACUGUGAUCUCCAAAACUACGACUAUACGGGCUUUCCGAAUUUUCACAGUAACUAAGCACGACUUCUGGGAUGCCACCGAUGACGGAAAUCUACUCCCAAUGCGGCAUACGACUCUCCUUCAGGUACUGAUGCAGAACCUUGCCAACCAGAUUAUGCGAUUCAUGGUUAAGCAAGGAUCUAACCUGAAGAUUCUUAGCUUCAAACCUGCUGAAGUGGACGAGGAACUCCCAGGUCAAAAGCUGAUCAGGGAUGGAAAUGGCCAUCGGUGGCCGGAGUAUCAUUACUGCCGUGGUCAUGCGACCGACAUUACAGGCACAAGUGUCGUGAUUGCGCAUCCUUUGAGAAACAUAGCACUGGAGUUCCCAGGUUAUGCAGAGUUCCUCGACUGA
Alternaria burnsii is the source of this 2439-nucleotide messenger RNA. RefSeq lists its product as uncharacterized. Bases 1 to 2439 code for a protein of 812 amino acids. The record is from RefSeq and is a predicted model, not a curated record. The transcript has 6 exons. NCBI's taxonomy places the organism in Eukaryota, Fungi, Ascomycota, Dothideomycetes, Pleosporales, Pleosporaceae.